Pocillopora meandrina is the source of this 6152-nucleotide messenger RNA. NCBI's taxonomy places the organism in Eukaryota, Metazoa, Cnidaria, Anthozoa, Scleractinia, Pocilloporidae. The record is from the annotation of a GenBank genome assembly.
UGUAGUAUAGUGAUGGAAGUGGUUCUCGGUCUCCAGUAUAUCACUUCGAACUUCUCGGCGAUACAGGUUGUUCGCGAAAGUUACAAGAAAACAUAGUCGUUACUAAGCCUGAACUCGCGACAAAAUGACUAAAGGCGCCUACAUCAUUAACCAAUUAAGUGAUAAACCACCUCAGAGGAAGAGUAAGGAACGCUUAUGGGCCGUGUUGAUCGCUUGUUCAGUCGCGGCGUUUGGUCCUUUUAGUUUUGGAUAUUGUAUGGGUUAUUCGUCCGCAGCAGUUACCCAACUGGGGAACCCGAAUCGUACAGAUGUCCUACUUGACAAAAACGGGAUCAGAUUGUUUGGGGUAAGAUGCCAUAUUAGAUUCGUUAUCUUAUUUAUUUUAAACCGCAUAAGGCGACCUUGUCGUGUUCGUCUCAAUUUCGCUGUUAACAGCAUAUAGACAGGAAUGGCAACUCAUAUAAGUGAGCGCUUGGAGACGUUUUUUCGAAUUCCCCUUUCAAUGGGGUCUUUUUUAGUCGAAUGUCUAAGCUCUAAGUAAUUGUUUCUGUUGUGUAGGUUACAUGGACGAUGCAAAGUGCACGAAUUAUAAUUUUCUUUUUUUUAAAUAUGAUAUUUUUGAAUUUGUGGGAGGUACAGGAAAAGAAAACACUUGUAUCUUAGCAAACGGUUUGAUCAGAACUUUAGCUCUCUUUAGAGAAGAAAAGUUAUCAUAGCUUUAAUGCUGAAUAAUCGCCUAUCUGAUUGCUGUGUGAAAAAAGUAUUAGUAUUGAUUUCAAAAUGAACAUGUUGGUGAAAAGGUCGCUUAUUCUCGGUCUCAUGACAGUCGUGAUGUGUCUGCUAUAUAAGCGGUUAUAUCAUCACUUAAUACACGUAUUAUUAUUCCGCAUUUGAGAAAUUCAAUUUCUAUAAUUGGCCUUACCAUUCCAUGACUUUUCCUAAACUGGUUUUAUGAUCCUUAAAACAAUUGCCCCAAUAGAUAUCAGAACACAGAUUUCCAAAAAAGAAAACGUGACGGCAAAACUCCGUAUUUCAGUGCUCACUUAACUUUCUGCCGCAAGGGCGAGCCCCCUCAUUUAACCACUUAACUCCUAGGAUGGCAAAGCAAAAUCAUCAAAGAGGCUGUUAUAUUUAUUAUUGAACAUUUCCCUCAAAUGGAAAUGUAUAUUUUUGCAUUGGUCCUUUGCUCUGGUUUCUUAAAAGAUCGUAACCAGAAACGUAUUUUUUAAAAAAAUCGAGGAUAUUAUUGUAAAACCAAAAGUAAACCGAUCUAAAAUCCAAAAAUUUGUUUUCGCAGACUAAUUUGUUCACCAUUGGGGUCAUUAGCUAGAGGCGGAGUUGAUUUUAAAAUUGGUGAUCAAAUUGCACCAAACACUCCUACUGAUAUAUAAGGAUUAUGUUCUCAAUACUGUUCUAGAUGUUUUGGUGUAAAAUUCCAUUUUCAAUUAGGAGGAAAAAUGAGUUUGGAACAUCCUUUGUGGGUUUUGGUUCUGAUUCCUUUGAUUUCUUAUUUCUUAAAUGGGUGUGUUAUUUAGAAAGACCACAACAAAACAAGAACAGAAAAUGAACACUUAUUUGGACAAAUUUAUAAAGUUUUCUCGCCAAACAUGGCCCACAGACAUUGAAACUUCAGGAGUGUGAAGGGAUUACACCUACAUGAAGAACUUUUGAUUUUAAGCUUGGUUUUGUCUUACGGAUGGCAAUAUUCUGCUACAUAGUAACAGCAAGGCCAGUAUACUAAAAGAAUGUACAGAUAUAAACGUUAUUGAAAUGUACCAAUGCGUCUUGCUAAGGAUAGAGAGAUACAUGUACAUUCGAUCUCGCUGCUGCCUUAAUUUUUUCAAAACACGAAUUACAUUCACGUACAUCUAAGCCAAUCAAGUUUGUUCAAUUUUUGAUUUUCACUUAUCACCAUUUUCUUUGGCCUCUUUAUAAACUUAAUGAUGUUGGCCGAGCUGCAGUCGUAGAUAUGAAAUUCUUUCUUUCUUUCGUUCAAGUUUGCAGCUUGAGAUCUUAUGCUCAUAACUUGUUCGUUAGAUAACGUAUUUAUGUUUUUGAAUAGAUAUUACAUGAUAUUAUAAUAUUAUCGGAUGAAUAAUGGACUGAAUCAAAAUUUCUUUUUCAAUUGGAUUGGUUCCUUUUUCAAGUUCUUUGUUUUAUGAUCGUCUGAAACUGUUGUCAAAUUCUCCCGGCUUGAACACUUUCCUUUAAAAACUGAUUUUCGGUGAAUUUGCCUGUUUUCAGUCUGGAAAGAGCAAGCGAACGACAAACGUCGAUUGUGGUGAUCAGAGAAAUUGCUAUUUUUCUCUUUAUUUUCUUUUUCCUUGCCUGGCCGCGCCAAUUUUCGCAUGCCUUCUUUGUGGCUCAUUGCCACAAGAGCCUUCCUUGCAGAUUAUUUGUAAAUAAUAUCAUUACUGAAAUAUCAUUUUUUUUGUGUGUUAUUUUUACCACCAGUCUAUUUUGAACAUUGGCGCUAUGAUAGGAGGUCCCCUUGGUGGAUGGGUAAUCGAUUUCUUUGGCCGUAAGCUGGCACUAAUGAUCACCGCACUCCCUUUUAGUGCUGGAUGGCUGAUGAUAGGUUUUGGCUCAAAUGAAGUUUUGCUUCAUGCUGGAAGAUUCCUUUCAGGUAUUGGAGUAGGCAUGGCGUCACUCAUAGUACCAGUAAGUAAAUAUGUGCAAACGUGAAAACAGUCAUUGACGAAUUUUUGUCUCUCUAGUUAAGCUGUAUACAGUCUUGAGAGUUUCUAUUACUUAUGAAGGGAUAUAACUGAUUUGAUUCCGCUCUAUCCCAUUACUUAUCCAUUCAUCCAUUCAUGCGAUCAUACUCCUAGUCAUUAAUUCAUCAUGAUUUAUUCAUUAGUUCAGUCAUUCAUCCAUUCAUUCCGUAAGAUCCAUCAAUCUCUUCAAUUCUUCAUCUGACUCAAAAUCUGUUCGUUCACUCAUUCAAACCCUUGGCGCUUCAGGGGUUAAAUUUUCAAUCCAUUUUUGCAGCAAUGUUUUGUCUAAUUGAUAUCUGACGGCAUCAUAUUUUCCUUCUUAGAACUACAUUUCCGAGACUUCCCCGGGUCGUCUUCGGGGUGCAUUUGGUGCAUUCAACCAAAUUGGAAUUGUCGUUGGUAUCUUGUCAUCCUACAUAAUCGGCCAUGCCCUCUCCUGGCGUUGGUCCGCCAUCGCAGGAGUGGGCCCUCCUGCCUGUAUGUUUGUUUUGAUGUUCUUUAUGCCAGAAACAGCUCGCUGGUUGCUGGCGCACCUUAAGGAAGAGCGCGCUUAUAAGACUCUAAGAUGGCUUCGUGGAAAAUAUGCUGAGAUUGAGAACGAGAUUGUCGAAAUCAAGGAUAGUUUGAGUACGUAAAAUUACUUUAUCUGGUUACCUUGUUAUCUUCGUGAUGUACAUUUUACCAAUACACUGUAAUUCAUUUCAUCUUGAGAAAGCAUGAAAAAACUCUUCAUGGGCGCAAUCCAAGUUUACCCCUUCAAAGUUGUUUUAUAAACCCGAGGUAUUAAGUCUCCUUGGAAAGAUUAUUUAUGAAAACAUCCCAUAGUGAGAAUGUUUUAGUGCUGUACUUGGUACACGUAAAAGGCAUUUCAAAUUUUAACAGAGUGGAUGAAGCUUGCUCCCUUAAAAGUAGACUAAUUUCAUUAAUGUUAGUAAAGAGAUUUUAUUCAAGAAGGUAAAAUUGCCAAGUUGAUAGAGCCUUCCCCCAUGACGAAUUCUAUGCGCUUGUGAAGAUAUCGCAUAUUACAAACAGUAGUGUUGCUUUGAUAUUGGUUUAAAGACAGCAGUUAAUUCUAAUUUAUUCCAACAGAUAUUAAGGAGAAGAUGUCAAUCAAAGAAUUCACCAAACCCAGUUUUCUCCGGCCUUUUAUGAUCAGCAUGACCCUUCACUUCUUCCAACAAAGUACUGGGAUCAACGCAGUCAUGUUCUACUGUGCCACGAUUUUCGAAAACGCUGGUUUCCAAGACAACAGUACCAUGGUAUCGAUCUUGAUAGGUAUCAUCCAACUUGUCGCUGCUGUCGUGUCCAUCCUCUUGAUCGAUCGCGGUGGUAGGCGCUUCUUGCUUUUAAUCGGUGGCGUCGGAAUGUGUGUCAGCUGCUUCAGUAUGGGUUUCUACUUCUUCGUUACAAUCAAUUCCGUACCAGAUACCGACAUAGCCUAUGGUGGCCCUGACAUUUCGUGGGUGGCUGUAACAAGCAUCGCCGUGUAUAUCGUUGGAUUUGCGAUGGCUUGGGGUCCCUGUACCUGGCUCAUAAUGAGUGAGAUAUUCCCCGUGAAAGCCAAAGGAGUUGCCAGUGGUAUUGCCACUUUCUUCAACUGGUUUUGCUCCUUCCUUGUUACUCUUUCAUUUGACGUGCUCAUCGACGGACUCACCAUCGCGGGGACGUUCUGGUUCUUUGGAAGUCUCGCGUUUCUCGCUGUGCUUUUCGUCUACUUCUAUGUCCCGGAAACGAAAGGAAAAUCGCUUGAGGAGAUUCAAAUGUACUUUGAAGGCGAAGAGCAAGAAGGAAAAGAUUUGGACGAAAUUUCCGUAACAGAAACUAAACUGUAGGCUACGUGUAAGAACCAAAAUACUGACUGUCAAAGCAUCAACGUGGUACUUUUCAUAAAACCUAUGCAACGGACAGCUGCUUGAAAGUUAAAAUUAAUUUGAUUUGGACAUGGACAUUCAGUAGAACCUUUUCAAAAUAGCGGCAAAGAAUUUUAGGAAAAAAAUUGAAGCUACAUGAGGCUUCACGCUCCAUUCCCAGUCACAUAAACGUCUGUAAUUUAGCGACUUCAGGUUUUCAUUUCCGCUCAGAAUUAAGGCAGUGGCGGAUCUAGGAAGGGGCCCGGGCCCCUCCCCCUCAUUUUAGUUUAAAAAAAGAGAAUCGCAGAAGGGAGAAAGCCGUCAGGGUUGCCCCUCCCCCACGGGGAUAAUUUUUCCGAGUGAUAAAUGUGAGAUUUCAUUCGCUAUGCUAGAGGGGGGUCUCGUGUCCCUUUUACUUACUAUACUAAACUAUUUCAUUCCUUAGAUAUUGAUUCUAGUCCUCCACCGUGUCUGCCUUAUAUUUCUUAAAACUUUCGAUUAGUGUUAAAUCAAACAAUAUUCUUCAAUUGGUGUAUAUCUUUCGUCAUUACCUUUCUGUUUGAAAAAUGUAUGAUUUUACUAGGCGUGAAAUUUCAUUUCGGUCACUUCUGGUAGUGAAAAGGUCGACAUUGCAACUUCUUCGAAACAUAAUGCAAAAAAAAAAAAGAAGCGAUUGAAAAAAUGAAAUACAUUUUGAUACGUUGAACGGGAAAUUUAGUAUUAGUCAGUGUAUAUAAUGUUAUUUAACGGGAAAUGAACUCGCUGUUGGUUAAGCGGAGGAAACGUUGAACAUUUUAGUGCUUCAGAAGACGUUCGAGGAAUGAAAGAUCGUCGACUUAGAAAUUAGAGUAAUGCAAGCAAUUUACAUUUUACUCGUGAGAUAAAUACGGUAGAUUCACUUUGGAGUGUGCUUUUGGAUUGUGGUAAACUUUGCCUGACGUUGGUGGCAGAGAUAGUCCCAAGCCAGUGAAAUUUUGUUCGUCUUAGGUGGAAAUGUUUAUAUUUCAUAGUAUAUGGCGUUCUCAUUCGAUGAUAUUUCUUUCCUUGUACUGUGUCUAACGAAGCACGUCGCUCUCUGAAUUGUUACAACGCAAAACGCUUUCAUGAAUAAAUCAAUAAUUUAAUUUUCGAUCAACUUGAAAUGAGAGCUUAAAGCGCCUGUACGAGGUCUUUGUCAUUACCUUAAAGUUAAAAUGAGGUUUGGUUUUGCGACACCUGGCCGAAAUGUGCUGUAUUCGUAAACCCUUGUGUCGUUAAGAGUGUACAUUUUGCUUCAACAACUUACAAAUUUUCCUGGAAAAUCAGUAAAGAAUUCGACCGAAAUUUUAAAGAGUCCUAAGGAAGCGCAUAUUGUCUAUAGCUAUCCCAAAAGCAAAUUUCUGGCGGGUUGAAAGACUGCUAUUGUUGGCUAUUAAACUGUGUAAAAUUUAUGCAUUUGGACAUUUCUUAUACUGACAAAGUCUGGUGUAUCGGACUUAAGUUAUCACAGGUGAGCCAAAGUCAUUCAAUAUUCUUAAGUGAGAUAUUCUUGCACAAUGAUCAAGGAAUUCUAAUGAAGGAAUGUGGUUUCAAAUAAAGACGCGCG